UCGCUUGCCUGUUUGCAGUUAUUCCUGCAAGAAACAGUAAAAGGCGGCGUUGUGGUCUAGGGUCAGAGCGUGGGUACAGCGAGCAAAUCGCAAACCCGUUUGGAAAUCUUGGAAGGAGGAAAUGGGGGAAAUGGAAAAUGAACAUUUAGCUGGAUUCCUGUAGUAAAACUUUAUGCGCCUUUAAGCUCAGAAGCUAAGAAGCCUCGAGGUUUUAAUGUAAUACAGCCGCCGCCGCGAGAGAGAGGCAGGAAAGUCAGCACAGAGGUUGCAAGGAAGGGGAAAUAAUUCCUCACCUUGUAGAUCGAAAUGCAUAAAAACCAUCUGCUUGAGCACAAUGAAAUCAUUAGGCAGUGACCAAUUCAGGAGUUGCGUUGAAUGCUUUCGCCUUCCAGACAGGAAAUGUGCAGAGAAGGGAUUGUUGCAAUAAAUUCAAACAACUCGAGUCAUCCGCACGUUUGAUGAGCUUUGGUAUUUUUAAAAAGAAAACCAACCCUGAACCGACUAUAGAAAUCGGGACAGAGGGAGACAUCCUCCCCCGCACUUGUUUCCUGGAAGGGACGAAAAUUUCGUUUUCUUCGCAAUGCGCUGAACUGAUUUUGCACUGAACUUUACUGGCGCAAAGCUACUGGGAUUUCUGGUUAUUAAAAACCAGAACCCAACGACAAGGCACGGCAGGGUGAAUUCAUUGCGAGGAAUUCCUUUUGAUUUCCUGUAUCUCCCAAAUGUACUUUUGGGACCCUUGUCUUUUUCUUUUUUGUUGUAUUUAGUGAAACGGGGAGGUUGGGAACUUUCUUUUUUCUUCUAUUGUUUUAAAUUAUAUAAAUCAGUUCUCUUUUUUUGUGCUCAGGCUAGUAACCCGGAAAGGACACCUGUUUUAAUUUGCAGCUGGAAAAAGUAAGAUAAGGGUAGGAUUCUUUUCCCUCUAUGAAAUGUGAAUCAUGAUGUGUUUUUGUUUCUGUGGAUAACUGGAGAUUUUGGGGAAUAGUCAGUUUUGGAAUGGUGGUAAGGCCUCAGUGAGAUCUCUCAGCUCUAUAUCCAGACAUCACUUAGUUUUCCAUCCAGGGAAGACCAUUUCCCUUGUGGCCCUGUCAAGAAAAGAGACUCCAAUGGACUUACACCGGGCAGCUUUCAAGAUGGAAAACUCCUCCUACCUUCCCAAUCCUCUGGCAUCUCCAGCUUUGAUGGUUUUGGCUUCCACUGCUGAAGCCAGCCGUGAUGCUUCCAUCCCCUGCCAGCAGCCAAGGCCCUUUGGAGUCCCUGUGUCAGUGGACAAGGAUGUGCACAUCCCGUUCACCAAUGGCUCCUAUACUUUUGCCUCUAUGUAUCACCGACAAGGUGGGGUGCCUGGAGCAUUCACCAACCGUGAUUUUCCACCUUCGUUGCUGCAUCUUCAUCCUCAGUUUGCGCCCCCUAAUCUGGACUGUACCCCAAUCAGCAUGCUGAACCACAGUGGUGUUGGGGCCUUCCGUCCCUUUGCUUCCACUGAGGACCGGGAGAGUUAUCAGUCAGCUUUUACACCUGCCAAGCGCCUGAAGAACUGUCAUGAUACCGACUCUCCCCACCUUCGCUUCUCAGAUGCUGAUGGCAAGGAGUAUGAAUUUGGAGCCCAGCUCCCAUCUGGCUCUCCCGGCUCCCUCAAAAUUGAUGACACUGGAAAAAAGAUCUUUGCUGUCUCUGGCCUCAUUUCAGACCGGGAGACUUCAUCCAGUCCUGAGGACCGAAACGAUAGAUAUAGAAGCGACAGCCAAGGAGGGCCACCAGUGUCUGCGGGGGCCAGCCAGCGCAUGGCGUUAACUUUCCCCCUCUGCAAGAAGAAGGCAACACUCUUUGACAGCCAGGCUCCUAUCUGCCCUAUUUGUCAGGUCUUGCUUCGCCCAGGUGAGCUGCAGGAGCAUAUGGAGCAGGAGCUGGAGAAAUUAACACAGCUGAACAUCAGUAAGAAUGCUAUACUGAAGGAUGUCAUGGCCCCAGGCACUCCCAAGUCGAUUUUGUUGUCAGCCUCCAUCAAGCGGGAAGGAGAUUCUCCAACAGCAUCACCUCAUUCCUCAGAUGAUAUUCAUCACUCUGACAGAUACCAGACCUUUUUGCGAGUAAGGGCAAACAGACAGACUCGGCUGAAUGCUCGGAUUGGAAAAAUGAAAAGGAGGAAGCAAGACGAAGGACAGGUAUGUCCCCUCUGCAGCCAGCCUCUCUCAGGAUCCGAGGAGGAGAGGAGUGGGCAUGUCGAACAAUGCCUUGCAAAGAGGGAAGGGUCAUGCAUGAUGGAGGACGACCCUGUUGACAUUGAGAAUGAGAACGGUAAUCGCUUUGAAGAAUAUGAAUGGUGUGGGCAGAAGAGAAUACGUGCUACCACCCUCCUUGAAGGAGGGUUCAGAGGAUCUGGGUUUGUCAUGUGCAGUGGCAAGGAGAAUCCAGACAGCGAUGCUGACCUUGAUGUGGAUGGUGAUGACACACUGGAAUAUGGAAAACCACAGUACACUGAAGCAGAUAUAAUUCCAUGCACUGGGGAAGAACCAGGUGAAGCCAAAGAGAGAGAGGCACUCCGAGGUGCAGUCCUAAAUGGUGGCACUCCUAGUACCCGAAUAACACCGGAAUUCUCUAAAUGGGCAAGUGAUGAAAUGCCAUCAACAAGUAAUGGGGAGAGUAGUAAACAAGAGCCUGUGCAAAAGACUUGCAAGAAUAGUGACAUAGAGAAGAUUACAGAAGACUCGGCAGUGACAACAUUUGAGGCGCUAAAGGCUCGUGUUCGUGAAUUAGAAAGGCAGCUCUCCCGUGGGGACCGCUAUAAAUGUCUCAUUUGCAUGGACUCAUAUAUGAUGCCCCUGACCUCCAUCCAGUGCUGGCAUGUGCACUGUGAGGAAUGUUGGCUGCGGACUCUGGGUGCUAAGAAGCUGUGCCCUCAGUGCAAUACCAUCACCUCACCAGGGGACCUCAGGCGCAUCUACUUAUGAAAAAGAUGGCUGCUGAGACCAGGUUGCUUGAACCAUGGGGACUAGGGGAAAGGAGUGGCAGCAACACAGACACUUGAAACUAAAGACUCCAAAAGUGGACUAGAGGCUGAGGGAGCUGCACGAUGCCUCUGCUUCCGAACCUGUCACUGGUGCUGCCAACUCCACAAGAAGGCCAAACCAGAAUCCUUAUUGUGAUUCUUUUUUCUUUUUUUUACAAACUGCUGUUCCACGUCUGUCCCAUUUCUCCAAGAGUUGGGGUUCCAUUGUGGACAACUUACAAGCCUUUUCAGGGAAGCAUGAGAAGGUGCUGGAUCUUCCAUCGCAGGAACUGUCAGAACCUGUAACCUGCAUUCUCCUUCCCACCCUCUUUUUAUUUGUGGUGUUCUAGUGGAUUUUUUUAAUCAAAGAAAAAACCUAUACCUUCACACCCACAAAGGCAGAAUGAAGCACAUGUAAUAUAGACUAUAUGUUUACAAUGUUGUGUAUAAAUGGGAUAGACUCCAACAUUACAUACUAAUGUUUCCCUUUUUAUUUUUUCCUUUGGGGGGGUGUACUUUUUUUAAAAAAGAAGAGAAAAAAAUAAGCAGAGAACAUUAAACCCAUAUUUUUCUUGGUUCUGCAGAGUUUUUGCA
This is a messenger RNA of Python bivittatus (Burmese python), 3583 nucleotides long. Lineage: Eukaryota; Metazoa; Chordata; Lepidosauria; Squamata; Pythonidae. The record is from RefSeq and is a predicted model, not a curated record.